This is a messenger RNA of Colletotrichum godetiae, 1742 nucleotides long. Its product is annotated as Tannase/feruloyl esterase. The record is from RefSeq and is a predicted model, not a curated record. Lineage: Eukaryota; Fungi; Ascomycota; Sordariomycetes; Glomerellales; Glomerellaceae. Bases 1 to 1671 code for a protein of 556 amino acids. The transcript has 2 exons.
AUGUUCAUCACGCAGAUCCCGAAGCCCCCGGGCCUCAUCGGGACAACACUCCUCGCCUUGGCCGCCCUCACACCCUCAACUUCCGCAUCAGCAUCCACAUCCGCAAAAUGCGACCCCUCAACAUUCACAUUCCCCUCCACCCUCGGUCUCCAACACAUCAAAACAACAGCCAAUGAAGUCCACAACUAUACCGGCUUCCCGAACCGAUUCUCCGAGGCAUCUCUCUCCACAACAUCCGCCUCGACCACCGGCCACAACGAUGUAGUCAACGUGCACGUCUGGCUCCCCCUCGAGAAGAACGCUUGGAACAGGCGAUUCAUGGGCCUAGGCGGCGGUGGAUUCGUAGUCGGCGAAGUCGACGGUGACGCACCGAGCGCCGCAAUCCAGGAAGGCUACGUCGCCGCCGUUACGGACGGCGGGCAUCUGGCUAGCACUCCGCCCGAUGUCUGGGCGCUACGAAGCCCGGGAAAUCUGGAUUGGCCGCAGCUGGUCAACUUUGGAUACCGGAGUUUGCAUGAGCUCGCUGUUGUGGGCAAGGCCGUUUUGAAGGAGUAUUAUGAGGAGGAGGAGAAGUAUAGUUACUUCAAGGGGUGUUCGACGGGGGGAAGGCAGGGACUGGCUGUUGCGCAGAAGUACCCCGGGGAUUUUGACGGGGUGUUGAGUAUGUGUCCUGCGGUGGAGUUUCCUGCCAUGGUGACGUCGUUGUAUCUUGGGCAGUUGGUUAUGCGGUGGAGGGGUUAUUGGCCUUCUGGGUGUGAGUUGGGUGCUGUUGUGGCUGCUGGUGUUGAAAGUUGUGAUUUGGGGGAUGGGAAGAGGGAUGGGAUUAUUGGAAGGGUCGGGGAGUGUGGGUUUGAUGUGAGGUCGGCGGAGGGGAGGGAGUUUGCUUGUAAGGGGGCUGAUGGGAGCAAAAUCGAGGGGAGGGUUUCGAGGAAGGCGGUUGAGAUUGUUGAGGAGGUUGUGGGGGGAGUUUUGGACGAGGAGGGUACGGCGAUGUUUCCGAGUUAUGUUCCUGGGACGCAGUUUGCGGGAUUCCUUGCUAUGAUGAAUAGCGUCUGCGAGGAUGAGGCGGAUCGAACAAGGUGUAAGGGCGUGCCGUUUUCCGUGGCGGAUGAGUGGAUUCGGCUGUUUAUCGAGAAGGAUCCUACGUUUGACCCGGAGACGAUGUCGAGGGAGACGUUCCGGGAUGUUUUCCGGCGGGGCGUGGAGGAGUUUGAUUCCGUUAUCGGGACGCCUGUGCCGGAUCUGAGGAGGUUUAGGGAGCGAGGAGGGAAGGUGUUGAUGUGGCACGGCAUGGCGGACCAGGCUAUCUCUAUCAAGAUCGGACGUGGGUUGUAUGAGAAGGCAAAGGGGAUUGAGGCGAGCCGCGGGGUUGAGAUUGAAGGGUUCUGGCGGUAUUUUGAGGUUCCGGGGGUGAAUCACUGUGUUUCGAUGACCGGGGCGCCAUUUCCCUGGAGUGCGUUGAAGAAGUUGAGGUCGUGGGUUGAGAAUGGGGUUGCGCCUGGGCAGUUGGAUGCCAGGGGGUUCAAGGUGGGAGAAGAUGGGAGGGUGGUUGUUGAUGAGGAGGUUAGAAGGAUUUGUCUUUAUCCUGAGGAGGGUGUUUGGGAUGGCAAGAAAUGGGUUUGUGUUAGCCCGGGUGAGAAGAUUAGUCAGGGUGAGAAGGAGGAGCUUUGAGGUCGACGGUCUAGGGUGAUGUGCUCUUAGAGUUGGAGCAAGAUAUCAGAGCGUGGAUAUCUCAAGGGAAC